AAGUCUCCAGCGCCUCAGUUUACGGCUGUCGACACAUAGUCUGGCGAGACAUGCUCACAAUCACUUGUUUUCUUGUUAUCGCUCUCGCUUAUCCUGUUCCUCCUGUUUUCUUCAUAGAGUUAUUGGUUUUCUUGAAUCCUACGACACUACGCGCCCUGGUACAAUCUGCGUCCACAGCAUUUCCAAGCGGCGCUAGUUUCGUUUUGACCGCCCCCUCCUCCGGUGCCUCCAGCGAAACAAGGAAGGACGACGUUGGGGUCGACACGGGCAGCGCAUCGCACUUGGUCUUCCAGUGCCGUAUGUUCGUUCUCGAGUCGUGAAAGCUACUUUAUUCCGCGCGUUACGCCCCGAAGCCUUCAAUAACGAACGCAACAUGCCGGCGCACAAGGUGUCCAUAAUCGGCUCGGGAAAUUGGGGAUCUGCUAUUGCCCGCAUCAUAGGAGAAAAUGUCAAGAAAUUCGAUAUCUUUGACCAUAAUGUCAGGAUGUAUGUUUAUGAGGAGAUAGUAGAUGGAAGGAAGCUGACGGAAAUCAUCAACACACAACAUGAAAAUGUCAAGUAUCUGCCUGGCUACAAGCUACCAGAAAACGUUAGUGCCGUCCCUGAAAUCGUGGCCGCCUGUGAGGAUGCCGAUGUCCUCGUGUUUGUGCUGCCGCACAAGUUCAUUGUGCCCACCUGCAGGCCAUUGGUGGGGAAGGUCAAGCCAGGAGCUAUAGGACUCUCCCUUAUCAAGGGUUUUGACAUCGCACCAGGAGGUGGAGGUAUUGAACUGAUCUCCAAUGUCAUCCACAAGCUCCUCAACAUUGAAAUGUGUGUCCUGAUGGGGGCAAACUUGGCCAGAGAAGUCGCCGACAAAAAAUUCUGUGAAACCACAAUCGGUUGCCGAGACCCGGAGAAGGGCGUGCUGCUCAAGAAGCUCAUCCAGACGGACUACUUUAGGGUUACUGUGGUUGACGACAUUCCCACCAUCGAGGUCUGUGGAGCACUGAAGAACAUAGUGGCGGUGGGUGCCGGGUUUGUGGACGGCCUGGGCUACGGGGACAACACAAAGGCGGCGGUGAUCCGGCUAGGGCUGAUGGAGAUGAUCGCCUUUGCGGACACCUUCUACCCUGGCGCCCGGCUGGGCACCUUCUUCGAGAGCUGCGGGGUGGCCGACCUGGUGACCACCUGCUACGGUGGUCGGAACCGCAAGGUGGCCGAGGCCUUCGUCAGGUCCAACAAGUCCAUUGAAGAGCUGGAGAAAGAAAUGCUGAAUGGUCAAAAGCUCCAGGGACCAGAGACAGCAGAGGAAGUGUUCACCAUGCUCAAGAACAAGAAUAUGCUGGACAGGUUCCCUUUGUUUGUUGCCAUUCACCGAAUAUGCAGUCACGAGAUCGCACCCAGCGAGAUGAUACAGUGCAUCAAGAAUCACCCAGAACACAUGAAUCCUGAGCGUGACAUCGCGUCCAACCUUUAAGUCCCCCGUUGAGAAACCUAGCCCGGCUGCGAGAAGCCUCGCACUGAAAGGCCAUGUGGUGCGCAGCUUCUCAAUACUCGCUACAAGACAUUGCUUUUGCUAAGAGUUUUUAUAUUUCCACAUCAAAAUGUUCUUUUGUAGCCUACCAUGGCAUUGUACCAUCAUUUGCACAUCUCGAGGUUUAUCUGUUCAGGAGUUGGUCCACUUUUGUCCGUGUGCGGGGUCGCUCGACCAGGUGUGCAUGCAGCCUCCAAACUUGGUCCGGCUUGUUUUUGAAUCGACAGGUGGGGACCACUCUCAUCUGAACAAAGAUGUAAUGGGAGUUGCACGGUAAUGUUUGAUUUUAGAGGCAAUUCCCAUGUGCCAAAGUACAGUUAAGAUACCUCGCAGGCCUUUGAGAGAGUACUUUUUUCUUUGGUACUUAUUUAGGAGAGUGUAUGUUUUAGGUUGAUUUUAGCUCGAGAUAAUUUCAAUUUACCUUGAAAGUCCGGACUUGCAGUAAAGGCAUACUAAAUUGAGUAGUUUACUGCAAGGCCCUUGUCAGCUAUACUGAGGGAGUGGUGACAGAGGGCGUGCGGUAUCCACCUCGUGCCAUGAAACUGACAGUCUCAAAGCUUAAAGUCGCGGUGCGGUACCUUUGGAGAUGAGGGUUUACAUUGUGCAAGCAACUUUUAGGCUAUUUUCACCAUUUAUAUGCCUCCGAAAGAUUGAAGGUGCUUGUUAAUGUAGUGCUUAGUUUUGGCAUGCCUUCACUAACCAUUUUCAGGUUAUCAAGGGGCAUUAGAACCUACUCAUGUUUUGUUAUUGUGUACUUGGCUGUGCAUGAAUGACACUGUUGUAGAUUUAUGCUUGUUAUGAGUGGUUUGGUGCCUCUGGUACUUGUUUUUUUUUUU
This is a messenger RNA of Ixodes scapularis (black-legged tick), 2349 nucleotides long. It is a transcript of the gene Gpdh1, whose product is annotated as glycerol-3-phosphate dehydrogenase [NAD(+)], cytoplasmic. Gene Ontology annotation, cellular component: glycerol-3-phosphate dehydrogenase (FAD) complex; cytosol. Gene Ontology annotation, biological process: carbohydrate metabolic process; glycerol-3-phosphate catabolic process. The coding region runs from base 374 to 1456 and encodes 360 amino acids. The record is from RefSeq and is a predicted model, not a curated record. Gene Ontology annotation, molecular function: protein homodimerization activity; glycerol-3-phosphate dehydrogenase [NAD(P)+] activity; NAD binding. Lineage: Eukaryota; Metazoa; Arthropoda; Arachnida; Ixodida; Ixodidae. The transcript is spliced from 9 exons.